Molecule: messenger RNA, 5731 nt
Organism: Trichechus manatus latirostris (Florida manatee)
Lineage: Eukaryota; Metazoa; Chordata; Mammalia; Sirenia; Trichechidae
Gene: GRIA2
Product: glutamate ionotropic receptor AMPA type subunit 2
Exons: 16
Coding region: 448-3099 (883 amino acids)
Biological process (GO): synaptic transmission, glutamatergic; modulation of chemical synaptic transmission; monoatomic ion transport
Cellular component (GO): AMPA glutamate receptor complex; postsynaptic density membrane; plasma membrane
Molecular function (GO): AMPA glutamate receptor activity; transmitter-gated monoatomic ion channel activity involved in regulation of postsynaptic membrane potential
Source: RefSeq, a predicted model, not a curated record
GAGUCGCGCACGCGCGCCGGGGACUGCCUGCCCCUCUCUGUGACUUGCCUCUGUGUGUGCGUGUGAGUGUGUGUGCGCGCGCGCGCGCGCGUGUAUGAGAGAGAGAGAGGAGAGGGGAAGAGACUGCGAGAGAGGGUGAGUGUGUGUGAGUGCAUGGGAGGGUGCUGAAUAUUCCGAGACACUGGGACCACAGCGGCCACACGGCUGAAAACUGCAUCCAGCCAGUCCUCCGGACUUCGGGAGCGGGGACAGGGCGCAGGGCAGCAGCCACCAGCAGGACCUGGGAAAUAAGGCUUUUUCUGCUUGCACUCCAGGUUUUUAGCAGCUUGGUGCUAAAUUGUUCUCUCAAAAUGCAGAGGAUCUAAUUUGCUGAGGAAAACGGCUGAAGAAGGAAGAGGAGGAAAAAGGAAACAAGGGUAUUUUGUGGAUGCUCUACUUUUCUUGGAAAUGCAAAAGAUUAUGCAUAUUACUGUCCUCCUUUCUCCUGUUUUUUGGGGACUGAUUUUUGGUGUCACUUCUAACAGCAUACAGAUAGGGGGGCUAUUUCCGAGGGGCGCUGAUCAGGAAUACAGUGCAUUUCGGGUAGGGAUGGUUCAGUUUUCCACUUCGGAGUUCAGACUGACACCCCACAUCGACAAUUUGGAGGUAGCGAACAGCUUCGCAGUCACCAAUGCUUUCUGCUCCCAGUUUUCAAGAGGAGUCUAUGCCAUUUUUGGAUUUUAUGACAAGAAGUCUGUAAAUACCAUCACAUCAUUUUGUGGAACGCUCCAUGUCUCCUUCAUCACUCCCAGCUUCCCUACAGAUGGCACACACCCAUUUGUCAUUCAGAUGAGACCUGACCUCAAAGGAGCACUUCUUAGCUUGAUCGAAUACUAUCAAUGGGAUAAGUUUGCAUAUCUCUAUGACAGUGACCGAGGCUUAUCGACACUGCAAGCCGUGCUGGAUUCUGCUGCGGAAAAGAAAUGGCAAGUGACUGCUAUCAAUGUGGGAAACAUUAACAAUGACAAGAAAGAUGAGACCUACCGAUCACUUUUUCAAGAUCUGGAGUUAAAAAAAGAACGGCGUGUAAUCCUGGACUGUGAACGGGAUAAAGUGAACGACAUUGUAGACCAGGUUAUUACCAUUGGAAAACAUGUUAAAGGGUACCACUACAUCAUUGCAAAUCUGGGUUUUACUGAUGGAGACUUAUUAAAAAUCCAGUUUGGAGGUGCAAAUGUCUCUGGAUUUCAGAUAGUGGACUAUGAUGAUUCCCUGGUAUCGAAAUUUAUAGAAAGAUGGUCAACACUGGAAGAAAAAGAGUACCCCGGAGCACACACGACAACAAUCAAGUAUACUUCUGCCCUGACCUACGAUGCUGUGCAAGUGAUGACUGAAGCUUUCCGCAAUCUCAGGAAGCAGAGGAUUGAAAUCUCCCGAAGGGGCAACGCUGGAGACUGUCUGGCAAACCCAGCAGUCCCCUGGGGACAGGGGGUAGAAAUAGAAAGGGCUCUCAAGCAGGUUCAGGCUGAAGGUCUCUCAGGAAAUAUCAAGUUUGACCAGAAUGGAAAACGAAUAAACUAUACGAUCAACAUCAUGGAGCUCAAAACAAAUGGGCCGCGGAAGAUUGGAUACUGGAGUGAAGUGGACAAAAUGGUGGUUACACUUACCGAGCUCCCUUCUGGAAACGAUACGUCUGGGCUUGAGAAUAAGACUGUCGUUGUCACCACGAUUUUGGAAUCUCCAUAUGUUAUGAUGAAAAAAAAUCAUGAACUGCUUGAAGGCAAUGAGCGCUAUGAGGGCUACUGUGUUGACUUGGCUGCAGAAAUCGCCAAGCAUUGUGGGUUCAAGUACAAGUUGACAAUUGUUGGGGAUGGCAAGUAUGGGGCCAGGGAUGCUGACACAAAAAUUUGGAAUGGGAUGGUUGGAGAACUUGUAUAUGGGAAAGCUGAUAUUGCAAUUGCACCAUUAACUAUUACCCUUGUGAGAGAAGAGGUGAUUGACUUCUCAAAGCCCUUUAUGAGCCUCGGGAUAUCUAUCAUGAUCAAGAAGCCUCAGAAGUCCAAACCGGGAGUGUUUUCAUUUCUUGAUCCUUUAGCCUAUGAGAUCUGGAUGUGCAUUGUUUUUGCCUACAUUGGGGUCAGUGUAGUUUUAUUCCUGGUCAGCAGAUUUAGCCCCUACGAGUGGCACACUGAGGAGUUUGAAGAUGGAAGAGAAACACAAAGUAGUGAAUCAACUAAUGAAUUUGGGAUUUUUAAUAGUCUCUGGUUUUCCUUGGGUGCCUUUAUGCAGCAAGGAUGCGAUAUUUCGCCAAGAUCCCUGUCCGGCCGCAUUGUUGGAGGUGUGUGGUGGUUCUUUACCCUGAUCAUAAUCUCAUCCUACACGGCUAAUUUAGCCGCCUUCCUGACUGUAGAGAGGAUGGUGUCUCCCAUCGAAAGUGCUGAGGAUCUUUCGAAGCAAACAGAAAUUGCUUAUGGGACACUAGACUCCGGCUCCACGAAAGAGUUUUUUAGGAGAUCUAAAAUCGCAGUGUUUGAUAAAAUGUGGACCUACAUGAGAAGCGCAGAGCCCUCUGUGUUUGUGAGGACUACAGCUGAAGGGGUAGCUAGAGUACGGAAGUCCAAAGGAAAAUACGCCUACUUGCUGGAGUCCACAAUGAAUGAGUACAUCGAGCAGAGGAAGCCUUGUGACACCAUGAAAGUUGGUGGAAAUCUGGAUUCCAAAGGCUAUGGCAUCGCAACACCUAAAGGAUCCUCAUUAAGAAAUGCGGUUAACCUCGCAGUACUAAAACUGAAUGAACAAGGCCUGUUGGACAAAUUGAAAAACAAAUGGUGGUACGACAAAGGAGAGUGCGGCAGCGGGGGAGGUGAUUCCAAGGAAAAGACCAGUGCCCUCAGUCUGAGCAACGUUGCUGGAGUAUUCUACAUCCUUGUCGGGGGCCUUGGUUUGGCCAUGCUGGUGGCUUUGAUUGAGUUCUGUUACAAGUCAAGGGCUGAGGCGAAGCGAAUGAAGGUGGCAAAGAAUGCACAGAAUAUUAACCCAUCUUCCUCGCAGAAUUCACAGAAUUUUGCAACUUAUAAGGAAGGUUACAACGUAUAUGGCAUCGAAAGUGUUAAAAUUUAGGGGAUGACCUUGAGUGAUGCCGUGAGGAACAAGGCAAGGCUGUCAAUUGCAGGAAGUACUGGAGAAAAUGGACGUGUUAUAACUCCAGACUUUCCAAAAGCAGUGCAUGCUGUCCCCUACGUGAGUCCUGGCAUGGGAAUGAAUGUCAGUGUGACUGGUCUCUCAUGAUUGAUAAGAACCUUUUGAGUGCCUUACACAACGGUUUUCUUGUGUGUUUAUUGUCAAAGUGGUAAGAGGCAUCAAGUAUCCUGAAGAAUUUUCUUUCAGCCAAGAAUUCUUAAAUAUGUGGAGUUCAUCUUGAAUUGUAAGGACUGAUUAAUUAAAAACCCAACAUCGUUUUCUACUCGAGUUACAGACGAAGCUUGGUGGACAUGCACAGCUAACACGGAAGUACUACAAUGUAACUGAAGUCUUUGUACAGACAACAACCCGUUUCUGCAGCCACUGUUGUUAGUCUCUUGAUUCAUAAUGACUUAAGCACACUAGACAUCAACUGCAUCAAGAUGUGACAUGUUUUAUAAGAAAAAGGAAGAAAAAAAUUUAAAAUUAAAAAAAAAUAUUUUUAGGUAUUUUCACAAACUGGCUUUUAAAUAAAUUUGCUUCCGUAUUGGUUGGAUAAGACAAAAACCAUUAAACUGAGAGGGAAGUGAUUUAAAAAGGCUUUAGGUAUCUGUUCCAUAUUUUUCAAAGCCAAAUAUGUAAUGCUAAGGAGAGAAAACAAAGAAAAGAUUCACAUCUUGUAAUUUAAUAUUGUUAUUAAAACUUUAAUGUAUCCUAUUCUUUAACAUUUGGUGUUAAUAUAAAAUUACUUGGCAAUGCUUGACAUUUGAAAUAAACAUUUUCUAUUGUUUUAUUUUUAAGUGGUCCCAUUAAUUUUGCUUAGCUACAGUUUGGUCAUAAAUCAAGUGAAUUUAAAGACACUCUUUAGCUGUUAGGUUCCCCAGAGAAAAUUGCCCCUUUAAGAAGGCCAGGUGACUUUUCCAAUAUAAAUUAGCCUCAAAAUAAUAUCUAAAUCUGUUUUUGGCAUAAGUCUUACUCUCUAUAAAGUAAUAUUUGUUAACAAAAGCAUUUUAUCUAGAUAGAUACAUGCUAAUGGAUUAAAAAAGCUAAUAUUAAAAAACAAAUAGUGGAAUAUGUGAGGUUGCAUUUUAAAGUGUUGGAGUUUACAGAGGAGAAGCAUUACUUGUAAAUGAAGUCAGAAAUGCUUUGAAAGUAGCUUUUUAGAUUGUUGCCCAUAUAUCAAAUUCAAUAAACUAAAUCUGUAUUUUUAAAAUUAUAGGAAAUUCCAUAAACCUUAAAUAUUAUGAAUAUUUUAAGCACUUUUGAGUCCCUGCAGUAUCAUUACUCCCCACUGCCACCAUCGAUAAUGACAAGCCUAAUGUGUUAACGCUCAUAUUUCUUCCUCAGGUGGAAGGACUAUUUUAAUAUGCCCUAUGUGGAAAAAAGUCACAUUUAUGUACCUAAGUGCUUGUAUUUCUGUAGCUAAAAAUGUUUAAAGGAGUACUCUUUCUCUUCAUAAAAUACCUUUUAUUUUCAUUAGAACCCCUCAAAUAAAAUUAAUCUAGACUUGUAAACAAUUAUUGACACCCAACAGUUAUUUUCAGUAUUUUUAUUCUUGCUAUUUCUGCAAAUAAGCUUUGGUGUAGCACUUGGUAUUUUACAAAGUGCUAUUAAAACACCCGAUUUAUUACAUGUUAUAGAAGGAAAGAGGAAAUGUAGGGAUUCACAGCAACUACUUUCCUUGAAGAUGGUGGCAUAUGGUAUCACGAUAUUCUCCACGAAAUUUAACUGUCCCUAACCAUAAAUUCCAAGAUAGAUCAAUAUAAUUUUAGUGCAUUUCUCCUCAUCAGGAAUGUUGGAGGUGCAUUUUAAGUUUUAAUAAUAAAUGCUAGAAUGACCAAAUUGCAGACUAAUUGUUUCCUUAUUGUACUUCAAAUGAGUUUUUAAAACAACAAAACAAGGGAUGACUAUAUACAAUCAAAGCUAUUUAUUGUACCUCUGGGCCUACUCUUCUAAAAAUUGUAGCUUAUAAAUUUUUCGCUGUCAAGCUUGAUCUCAUGUAAAUAAUUGAAAUAAUGUAAAGUUAUAUUUUCAUGUUUUUAUAGAUACAACAUGACAAGAAUACAUAAUGUAAGAGUAUUGCAACUAUGGAUAGUGUUGAUCGGAUAAUGCACAUCUCAGUUACAAGCAGUAAUCAUAGUUUAAUAUCCGUGUAACGGUGCAUCAGUAUAUUGCUAUAUAAACAUGUCUGUGUGCAUAUAAGUGAAAAGUGGUCAAGCAAGAAUGAUGACAGCUGUCUAAAGGUUUUUUUAUUCAUUUUAUAUAAAAACUGUUAUGGAAAGACCAAAAUGUUUAUGAACUAUUCUUAUGUAUAUUUACAACUGUCUUCAAUUGUACGUUUUUGUUUACAGUAUAGUACCUUAUUUUCUGCCGUGUUAAGUGGGUGUCAGAAAUCCAAGGAGACAUACACUUUCUACAACUUCUAUUGAAGAUAUUGGGAUUUCCAAUUUUUUCAUGUGUACUAUGUCAGAAAAUGCUUUUGAUUUUAUUUUUAAAUCUAACAUCGGAUGGCUUUUUCGGAGUGUUGUAAAAACUUCAAUCAUACAUAAAACAUGUUCUUACAAAAGGCAAA